AUGGAUGAGUUUGUUCAAGAUAUAUUAAGUCAGUGGGAACUAAGUGAAUGGAUAUACAGAUUUAAAGAUCACGCAGUAGACCAUGAGAGUUUUUAUUAUCUUGAAGAUCAAGACAUCAAUGAGCUGAUUCCAAAAGUCGGACCAAGAGUUAAAUUCAAGAAGAGACUCAGGCAGUUAAAGCCUUUGCAUUCAUCAAGAGUUACAGGAAAGAGAAAGCUGGGCAUUGAGUCUAGUGAUGAUCAACCUGCAGCAAAACAACAGUGUGGGGCAGACCAGUUUUCAGAAGAAUCAAUAUUGUCUGAAGUGAAAAAGAUCAUGGUGAACGUCUAUGAAAACCUGCCCAAAAAAGAUUAUACCAAGCUCAUUAAUUUCCUGAAGACUAAAAUCACUGAUUUGAGCACAGACAAAAGAGAGAUGGUUGGUGUCUUUGGUAAAACUGGAGCCGGAAAGAGUUCGUUGAUUAAUGCUGUCAUUGGUAAAGCAAACCUUCUGCCUUCUGGAGAUAUCAAUGCUUGUACCUCAGUCAUGAUUAAAGUGGAAGCUAACAUGCUCAACAAGUAUGAAGCAGAAAUUGAGUUCAUCACAAAAGAGGAAUGGCAAGAUGAGGUGUGGUCAAUGUUGCAAUAUCUUGGUGUUGAUGAUGUUCCAGAAAACAACAAUGAUGAAGAUGUCGGUGAGGAUGAUAGUGAUGAUGAUGAUGAUGAUGAUGAUGAAAAUGAUGAAUAUAAGAAAAAACUAUCAGCUGUCUAUGGUAAAGACUGGAGACAAAUACCCAAGGAGAAAUUAAUGGAAUGGAAAACCUUCGAAAAAAUUCCUGAAUUUCUUGAAUCCAGGACAAAGUUUUUGAAGUAUGACUCUGCUGAAAUGCUAUCCGAAGGAAUAGCCAAAUACACAAGAAAUGUUUCAAACCAAGAGGGAGGCAAAAAAAUAAAUAUGUUGUAUUGGCCAUUGGUAAAGUGUGUGACCAUCAAAGUGCCAGAUAUUCCUCUUCUCCAACAUGUUACUCUGGUGGACCUUCCUGGAAAUGGAGACCGCAACAAGAGCAGAGAUAAUAUGUGGAAGAGGAUUGUUGGAAAAUGUUCCACCGUGUGGAUUGUGGCUGAACUCAAUCAGGCAGCAGCAGAAAAAGAAUCCUGGGAGAUUCUAAAAAGUGCUGUUGGUCUCCUUGGAAAUGGCGGCGAGUGCCAAUACAUUCACUUCAUCUGCACCAAGUCUGACCUUUUUGAAGAUUUUCGAGAUCACUCAGCAGAAGAACACUUGACUCUCAUACAAAAGAGGAACACAAAGGCAAAGGAAGAAGUUAGAACUGCAUUUAGCAAGCUUUUGGAUGUCAAGAAACACUUCACUGAGGACUGCUUCGACGUGUUCACAGUGAGCUCUAAGGAGUAUCUGAGAGGAGAACUUAAGGAGAGUACAGAAAUACCAAAGCUUCAGAAGUUUUUGCAAGACCUGAGUGACUGUCACUCAGUGACAUUAAACUACGUUUCAGGAGCUUAUGGGAUCCUUUCUUUAAUCCAAGGGACCAAUUCAAGGAGAAUGGAUGGCAAACAUGAAGACGUCUAUGAAGACCUUGAGAAAAACAAAAACUCUCAACUUGAAAUAAUAAAAAAAAAGAUGGCCAAAACCUACUCAGUUUUUGAAAACUGCUUGAGUAAAGGAGUUGAAACAUCUAAAACUUCAUAUGAAAAAUCUUUGAAGCUCUUCCUGUACCCUCAAAGGCAUGACAAGGGAUUCCACAGGAUACUGAAAUGUGUUGUCAAAAAUGGUGGCAUCUACAAACCCAAAAAGCGAAAGGAAAUAAACUUAAACAGGUGGCUAACGUCUUUCUUGACUAACAGCAUUGACGACGAAUUCAGAAAGACGUUUCCAAAUAAAGGGAAAAGUGGUCCAUUCAAUGGAGUGAUAAACAAGUUUUCCUUAGACGCUGAAAAGCUUAAACAGAAGUACAAAGAUGUAGAACUGCAGCUGAUUUUUCUGAUGACAGAGGAAGAAAGAGUUCAGUCAGAAUUGAAGAAAAUGAUUCGAAACGGCAAAAAGACAGUCUACAACAGUUUAGUAAAAACAAUUCAGGAAACCAUGCAAGAGUGCUACACGGAGGCGGCCAAAUUUGAAAACGUCGGUGCACUGAAGAAAAUGAGGGAAAAAAUUGAAAAUCAUGUGAAAAAAUCAAAGGACACCAUGUUUGAGAAGGCUAAAAAUGUCAUGUUGUCAGAACUCAAGAGCUUAGCGAAUGAAAUCCUGGAAACAGUGGAGAAUACCAUGAAAGAAUCAUUAGAGCUUUCAUUUAAGACAGACGACUACUUAUUACCCGAUGUCUCAAGUGAGCUUGAGAUGGUGAAGAAAAUCUAUGAAGAGCUGAAGCAAAACCCAGUGGAAGAAGCUUUAUAAUAUGGAAUGGCGACCUGUCCAGGGUGUACCCCGACUCUCACCCAUAGACAGCUGGAGAUGGGCACCAGCAACCCUCGCAACCCCAGUAGGGAUAAACAGGUCUUGCAGACACUUAUGGAAAAAUUACAAUCCCUCCACCUAUCACCUGAUUUGUAUCUAUGAUUUUUGCAUUUUUUAGUAAGUCUUCAUAUAGUAGGAACUACUAUGCUAAUUCAUCAACAGGUUAAUAUAAAUGAAGAUGGUAUUUUGGAAUUUAUGUUUUCUUUCCUAAACUCAAUAACAUUUUACCUAUGUUCACUGAUUUAGUAGUAUGAUUAGAAAUAUAUGAAAAACCUUUACAA
This is a messenger RNA of Cyprinodon variegatus (sheepshead minnow), 2729 nucleotides long. Its product is annotated as nuclear GTPase SLIP-GC-like. Gene Ontology annotation, molecular function: GTPase activity. Lineage: Eukaryota; Metazoa; Chordata; Actinopteri; Cyprinodontiformes; Cyprinodontidae. The record is from RefSeq and is a predicted model, not a curated record. The coding region runs from base 1 to 2388 and encodes 795 amino acids. The transcript has 20 exons.